AGCGCAACCGACCUCAAGACGUGAAACUAGAAAGAAAAACCACCACCUGUCGAGAACCACAGAACCCACAAAGAAAGGAUCCAAAAAACCCAAAAUUCAACUCGACACAACCCCAACCCCAGAAAGAAAGAAAGAAAACACACAAAGAUGUCGUCGUCAAUGCGCAACGCCGUCCAGCGGCGGCAGCACCGCGAGCGCGCGCAGCCCCUGGAGCGGGCCAAGUACGGCCUGCUCGAGAAGCACAAGGACUACUCGCUGCGCGCGGCGGACCACAAGAAGAAGCAGGCCACCCUGAAGAACCUGCGGGCCAAGGCGGCCGACAAGAACGAGGACGAGUUCUACUUUGGCAUGAUGAGCCGCGGGGCCAGGGGUCCCGUGAGGGGCGCCAUCUCGAGCAAAGGGCGCAAGUGGGACGGCAUCGUGGACGGGGACCGAGGCAGCCUCAAGGGCAUGGAUGUCGAGGUCAGUCGCCUGCUCAAGACGCAGGACCUGGGGUAUCUGCGGACCAUGCGGAACGUGGCGAGCAAGGAGGUCAAGGUGCUGGAGGAGAGGGUGGUUGCGCUCGUGGGGAGUCUGGAGGGCUUGGGUGUCAAGGCUGCUGGAGGUGUGGAUGGCGAAAGUGAAGAUGAGUUUGCUGGUCUGGACGACGACGAUGAUCUGGACGAGCGGCCGAGGAAGAAGAAGUAUGUCUUCUCCGAGGCCGUCGAGGAUCGGGACGACAUGGUCAUGCAAGUCGACGGCAAUGACGAAGACAUGGACGAUGAAGACGAUAACUCGUUGGGAGAGAAUGACGACCGGAUCGAAUCGCGGCAAGCCCACAGCAAGAAGCCAAAGAGGCAAACACAGCACGCUCCCACGAAAGAGGAGGCGGAAAAGCUGCGCGCAGAGCAGAAGCAGGUCCUGCUAGGCAAGCUGGAGCGGCGGCUCGAGUCCGCGCGCCGGAAAGUCGCCGUGCUCGCGCGCGCCGAGAACAAGCUCGAGCUGCAGCGCGCGAAGAUGGCCAAGACUGCGACAGCCACGGGAGGAGUUAACAAGGCGGGCAGGAAGAUCAAGAUCCGCGAGCGGAAGCGGUAAAGGAUGCAGACGGGCAGGACGGCAAGCAGUGGGUAGUGUGUUGAGGCAUCCAAAGUCUCGUUAAAGAUAGGAGUGACUAAGGACCAAGAGACACUUUUGGGAUCAGAGGGCGUUCUGGCGUCAUAGAGUCUUUAAAGCAUCAACAGGAGCAUAUUAUCGUGUCAAGAACAACUGAUUCCGAG
Molecule: messenger RNA, 1256 nt
Organism: Microdochium trichocladiopsis
Lineage: Eukaryota; Fungi; Ascomycota; Sordariomycetes; Xylariales; Microdochiaceae
Product: small-subunit processome
Exons: 1
Coding region: 148-1074 (308 amino acids)
Biological process (GO): rRNA processing
Cellular component (GO): nucleolus; small-subunit processome
Source: RefSeq, a predicted model, not a curated record